This is a messenger RNA of Penicillium cinerascens, 843 nucleotides long. Its product is annotated as putative mitochondrial inner membrane protease subunit Imp2. The record is from RefSeq and is a predicted model, not a curated record. Lineage: Eukaryota; Fungi; Ascomycota; Eurotiomycetes; Eurotiales; Aspergillaceae. Gene Ontology annotation, biological process: mitochondrial respiratory chain complex assembly. Gene Ontology annotation, molecular function: serine-type endopeptidase activity. Gene Ontology annotation, cellular component: mitochondrial inner membrane peptidase complex; membrane. The transcript has 2 exons. The coding region runs from base 1 to 843 and encodes 280 amino acids.
AUGCCACCCCAAAACCAACCACCGUCACAACCGAAAGUGCGCAUCCUUAAUCCAUACGAGGCCAAAAGACUCUCUCGUAAAUCCACCACACCAGAAACACCACAGUACACCUCAUUACUCAAGCGCGAUGCCCCUGGCCCAAGCCUCACGCGCAAACGCUUCCUCCCAACGUUCAUCUCCAACAUCCGCGAGCGCUACGCCUCCCUCCCAUCACCGGUCCGUCGAACAUGUCGCGCACUCCGCAUAUUCGGAACGCUCGUCCCGAUCGGGCUCUUCUUCUCUUCACACGUGGCGCAGGUGAUGUGGGUGCGCGGGCCGUCGAUGACGCCGUACUUGAAUGAAGACUACGACCAGAUGCAGACGAAGAGCGACAUGGUGCUGGUCAGUAUGUGGCCGUUUGGCGCAAGCUGGCCGUGGCAAAGACAGCGACAGAGGCGUCUUGAGCGGGGGAUGGUCGUGACAUUCCGAUCGCCGGCCAAUUCUUCGCAUAUCGCUAUUAAGCGCGUUGUCGGACUCCCCGGGGACCGAGUUUCGACUCGUGAGCCGUGCAUGAAAGCUACUCAGAUUGUUCCCUUUAACCAUGUCUGGUUGGAGGGUGAUGCGGAGGACCCGCGGAGGACGCUUGAUAGUAAUACCUACGGGCCGGUUAGUAUCAGCUUGAUUACUGGCCGGGUGCUCGGUGUGCUGGCUCCGCGCAUGCGCUGGUUGAAUUGGCAGGAUUGGGAGACAGGCAAGGCGGACGAUGCUAGGCCGAGUACUCGGCCCGGGGAUAUUUACCGACAGAGUGUGCGAGACCGGGUUGUGAAGGAGGCAGUGAGAUUGGAACAGCCUACCUUUGACUAA